Messenger RNA from Nicotiana attenuata, 1431 nucleotides. RefSeq lists its product as uncharacterized. The record is from RefSeq and is a predicted model, not a curated record. NCBI's taxonomy places the organism in Eukaryota, Viridiplantae, Streptophyta, Magnoliopsida, Solanales, Solanaceae. Bases 1 to 1431 code for a protein of 476 amino acids. The transcript has a single exon.
AUGAAGAAAAAGCCGAUCGAAAGUUUUAGGGAGUAUGCCAUUAAGUGGAGGGAGCAAGAGGCUAGAGUCAAGCCACCAAUGGAUAACCAUGAGUUGAUCACUGUUUUUCUAGAGGCUCAAGAGCCUGAUUAUUUCCAAAACAUAAUGUCUGCAAUGGGCAGACCUUUUGCAGAAGCAAUCAAGAUAGGGGAAAUAGUCGAAAAUGGCCUCAAGACUAGCAGAAUUGUAAGUCAAGCUGCUCUCAAAGCCACCACCCAGGCGAUCCAAAAUGGCUCAGGAAGUAUGGCAAAUAGAAAGAAAAGAGAUGAAGGGUCCAUGAUGACUUUGGGAUCCAGAGAAGUUCAAAGAGGGGCAUCACACCCUUAUGUGCAAAUUCAGCAGGGGCAAUCCAACUACCCUCAACAUUAUUAUCCCCCACCAAUUCCUCAAUACUCCGUGCACCCACCAGAGUAUGCAGUGUUUAAUGCUCAAUCCUACACUCGGCCCCCCAAUCAGCAGGUACGGGCACCAGCUCCAAGGAUCCCCCGACCUCAGCAGCAAAAUUUUCGGGCACCCUACAGUGCUCGUCCCAAGCAGGAUUAUGGUCGAGAGCAGAGGCCGGCGGAAAAAUUCACUCCAUUGGCUGAAUCACACUCUAGUCUAUUCCAAAAGUUGAAGCAAAUGGGCGUGAUUAGACCCAUCGCUCCCCACCAUAUGCAUCCUGAUUCACAUGGACUUCAAGCAAAUGCUAGAUGUGAAUAUCAUUCAGGUGCCCCGGGGCAUAGCACUGAUGACUGUUGGACUCUGAAAAGAGCCAUAGAGAGACUCAUUUCUGAAAAACUGAUUGUAGUGACGAAUGGCGAGGACCCUUCUAAUGUGACAAACAACUCGUUUCCAGCACACAAUGAUGUUCAUUUUGUGGGAAUGAUCGACCGAGAUCAAGAAUACAAGCCGCUCGGUCGAGCAGAAAUGACAGUGGGUGCAAUUCAAGAAGGAACAGGUCUAGAAGUAAGCCCAAGCCGAGAUAUGAUGUUCAUUGUGAAAGGUGCCCCGAGCUCAGAAACUUUAUUUGUUCCCAAGGUCUCGAGGUUGGAAGUUCGCUCCAAUGAUCCAAGCCCAAGGUUGUAUGUACUUGGAGGCCACCCCAUCACUAGGCAGAAUCAGGGAGGUACGAAAGGUAUAACAGAGCCAAUCAUAAUCAAACCUGCCGUGCAACCCCCUGUGACAAACACGAAAACCACUUCUUGGAACUACAACAAAACUGUGAUGACCUUGAAAGGCAAGGAAAUCAUAGAGGAAGUGGGGGAAACUGGAGGUUUGACUCGAUCGGGGAGAUGUUACUCACUAGAAGAGUUGAGAAAGGCCAAGCAAAUCAGAGAUGGCCAAUUGCCAAUAAAGAAACCAGUCACUGAAGCAGAGGCGGAAGAUUUUUUGAAAAAUAUGAAAGUUUAG